UACUCUUUGGGUGAAGAUUAAAUACUGUUGUCCAUUGUAUAUUUAGCCCUUACCUUAUACGCUACAGACUGUAGUCAUACUAACAAGCUACUACUAUGUACAUGACUACUUGUUAGCUGAAAUUGCACUGGGAUUUUACUGCCAAUGCAAAGGCAAUUAUUAAACCCAUUUUUUGGGGAGAUACAAAUACCCCACUUUACAAAGUAAGUUUAAUCAAGCUGACCGUACAAAGCUUUUAGAUGGUCAGAAAACCCUCAAUAACCAUGUUGCAAUGACAGAAGGACGAAGGAGCCCAAAUGUUUGGACAGCAAGGUGGGCACCUCUGCUUUUUAACAUAUCUGGAAGAGGAACAGGUUCCCCUGGAAAGAGCCAAAAUUUUAUGGGUACUACCCAAGGCAAGAUGUGGGUAUCAAGUGUAAAGUUGGCUGCUGAUGCUUACUUGGUAUGUCUUCAUCAUGCAUUGACAACAGAAAAAGAAGAGGUUAUGGGGCUUCUGGUUGGUCAGUUCAGUGAGGGAAGUGAUGUUACAUGUGAUAUCCAUUCGGCAGUGACAUUAAGACGAUCUGACAAAAGGAAAGAUAGAGUGGAAAUAUCUCCAGAAAUGUUAAUUGAGGCUCAGCAGCGAGCAGAACAAAUGUCAGCUACAAGUGGUUUGCAGCUUCACAUUGUUGGGUGGUACCAUUCACAUCCUCACAUUACAGUUUGGCCUUCUGAUAUAGAUUUGCAAACACAGGCGGGAUACCAGCAGAUGGACAACAGAUUUGUUGGCCUUAUUUUUUCAGUUUAUAAUGAGGAUCCAAAAACUAAGAUGGGAAAUCAUCAAGUAACCUGCUUCCAAGCUACUAAUCAAAGUCCUGAAGGAGAACCACCUCAAUAUGUCCGAUUGUCAGUACCACUAGAAAUAACGCCCACUCCAUCACUUGAAGUUAAUAAUCAGGAUGCUCUAGAAAAUCUUUGUGCAACUCUGUUUGAAGAGCAGAGAGAAGUUCUUGAAGCAUCUCGUGAGCUAGCAGACAAGCAACCUUUGGACCACCUACACAAUGCUGCAGUGAUGGUUCGUAGUGUUUGUGGUUUGAGCAGCUCUGUUCUUGGCCCCUUGGUAUCAACAGUAGAAGACCGAACACAGCGAAUGCACAUCAUGACACAGAUUCUUAAGCAGGAAGCAGAUUAUUUAAGAAAAAAAUUGAAAGACAAAAAAAUAUCUGCAUCAGUUAUGGGAUGAAAGGCUUUUUGAUCUAAGAUAGUCAGAUUGUGUUAAGCAGUAAUGAUAACUUAAUAUUUUUUGUCCUUCAACCCUAUAGUGUUUAUUUUUGUGAUUGGAUAUAUGACUUGUAAAGAUAUUGAUGGUAUUCAGAAUGACAUAAAAAGGCUCUAGAAAACAUUGUAAUUCUGUGGAAUGAGAUAAUCAUAUGUUCUAGUAUUUAGUAAAUUUUGUAUGAUCAUCUCUAGGAAAAAAUUGUAAAUGAGUUACACAAUGAGAAAUACUGACAGAAAACUAAGGAAAAUAUGGUAAAAUUUUUUCAUGAUUUGGUUUUAUCCAACCUUUCAUUUUUUAUACAAAACAGUUUUCAUUUAUCUUUCCAUAGUGUGCUUGAAGAAAAAUUUAAUUAAUUUCUGUUUUGGCCAUAUUUAAAUGGAUUUUGUUUUUAUAAAUUUGACAGACUGCUGUAGUACUGUAUUUAUAUAAAAAGGUUUUUGUCA
Messenger RNA from Macrobrachium nipponense, 1701 nucleotides. RefSeq names its product lys-63-specific deubiquitinase BRCC36-like. The record is from RefSeq and is a predicted model, not a curated record. Bases 272 to 1222 code for a protein of 316 amino acids. Lineage: Eukaryota; Metazoa; Arthropoda; Malacostraca; Decapoda; Palaemonidae. Gene Ontology annotation, molecular function: polyubiquitin modification-dependent protein binding; metallopeptidase activity; cysteine-type deubiquitinase activity. Gene Ontology annotation, cellular component: BRISC complex; BRCA1-A complex. The transcript has 8 exons. Gene Ontology annotation, biological process: protein K63-linked deubiquitination; double-strand break repair.